Molecule: messenger RNA, 396 nt
Organism: Acanthamoeba castellanii str. Neff
Lineage: Eukaryota; Discosea; Longamoebia; Acanthamoebidae
Exons: 3
Coding region: 1-396 (131 amino acids)
Source: RefSeq, a predicted model, not a curated record
AUGUACAGGGGCGGUAGCCGAGCGUUCGGUGGCAGCUUCAAGCGCACCUUCUCCGCGGGUUCGCAGGGCGCACGAUCAGCGAGCGCGCGAUCGGAAUUCGGCGGGUCCGGCGCGCGCUUCUUCACAUCGAGCAGUGGCAGCGCCAAAUCGCAGACAUUUGGAGGCGCUAAAUCGAGGAGCGACCCAUUCAGCUCGUCUUCUUCGUCGAGCAAGCGAUCGUUCUUCACCAAGCCUGCCGCUCCGGCUCAGCACGAAUCGACCCGAUGCCAGCGAGCGCAAAUUUCCAUCGCUAGCGGUCUCUCCAAAGGUGUCCGCCCCUUGUGCAUCGCAGCGCUGUCUCACCCGGGCCUCCUCUCCCUGGCCACCGAGAGCGGGGAGGACGAUGAGGGUAUGUGA